This is a messenger RNA of Ambispora gerdemannii, 232 nucleotides long. NCBI's taxonomy places the organism in Eukaryota, Fungi, Glomeromycota, Glomeromycetes, Archaeosporales, Ambisporaceae. The record is from the annotation of a GenBank genome assembly.
AGAGGAAUUUGCGCUAGCUUCGGGUGAGCAUCACAUGGUACCCAAGGACCAUAACCCUGUGAAAAUAGCAUCUCAACAAAGUAAUGUCACUAUCAAAGAUGAAAAUGAUUUAGCGCUUUUGGAAGAAUUGGGCACGGGCAAAGAAAAUAAUAUCACCACCAAAUCCACCUCACCACUCAAACAUGCUAGAACUCCCGAAGUAGGUACCUCAGCUAAAGCAGAAGAUCGAUAA